AUGACUUCCUCGUCACAUAUUAAAGUUUCGGCAUACUCUGAAGAGCCAGUGGCUUGUGUUGGCUCCUCUUUCAACGGACUCUCUGUGCCAGAGUCGGCCAAUUUCGAAGUUUACAAGCAUAAAAAGAAUGGCAGUUACCUCCUACAUGGCGAAAGUGAAACCUUGGACUAUGAGGGAAAGUCCAGUGAAGAAAACGAUUAUCUAAUAGCAGUUUACGACCCAAACAAGAAAUCAGUGGAAUUAUACAAAUCCCCAUAUAUCUCAACAAGAGUCACUUCAAAGAAACAUAAAGUAUACAAGGGACCGGCCAUCAAGUCCACUGGAUUAAAAAAUGUUGCUCAACGUAAGGCUUUGGGUGAGGCGUUUGGUACCAAGAAGGCCAAGCAAGCACUUACAAACUUGGAGAAGAACAGAAUCGAUGCCGAUAGGUUACAAGAUGCCGAAUUUGACAUUGUUGAUACAGUACAAGAAGGAGCUGCACCAGUUAAAGUUGAAGAAGUUACAGGACCAGCACCUCAACCAAACGUCAAUGCCACAAAUGUCGAAGAUGUUUACCCACUUGAUAAUAUCAUUCCACAAAAGUUUUGGAACUACAUUCGUGUGCAGCUGCUAUUAAUAGAUCCAAAACCCCUCGACAGUUUUCCAUCCCAACCAUCAUUUGUGUCAUCUUUACUUCCAAGGCUAAUAAAGAACAAAGACGUGGAGAAGUUGCAAUUGUUAUACUACGCUUCUCUUUUGGCUGGUGUUUAUGAAAAUAGAAGAGUGUCUGAGAAACAAGCACUUUUGACUAGAUUACAAAAUAAGCCAUCAGAGACCUUGAUCGAUGGAAUUUUGGAUCAAUUUGCCGUAUCGCGCUCGACUAAAGUUGGUAAAUCCAAGGAUAAGGCUUUUUUCAUUGAUCCACAAAACGAAGAUAAAUUAUUGUGCUAUUUGUUUAUUGCACUUUUGCAUUUGUUCAAUUUCAGCGUCGAGCUCAACCCAUUGGCAAAAGACCUUAAAUUAAAACCAUUGAAAUUGGUUGGAUUGUUUAGAGCAUUGGGAGCUAUUAUCAAGAGUGCUACUGUAGCUGAAGCAGAAGCAUACGGCAUACCAAAGAGUGCUGCUGGUACUUAUAAAAUUGCAACAUUAAAAGUUCCAUUCAAAAUGCCAGAGAUGGUCAGAAGGGCAAAGAGAAGAUAG
This is a messenger RNA of Lodderomyces elongisporus, 1179 nucleotides long. RefSeq names its product DNA-directed RNA polymerase I subunit (gene RPA49). The record is from RefSeq and is a predicted model, not a curated record. Gene Ontology annotation, biological process: RNA polymerase I preinitiation complex assembly; transcription elongation by RNA polymerase I; DNA-templated transcription. The coding region runs from base 1 to 1179 and encodes 392 amino acids. Gene Ontology annotation, cellular component: RNA polymerase I complex. Gene Ontology annotation, molecular function: DNA binding. NCBI's taxonomy places the organism in Eukaryota, Fungi, Ascomycota, Pichiomycetes, Serinales, Debaryomycetaceae. The transcript has a single exon.